CACAGCACCAAAAACCUGCUUUUCCCCACUAUUCCGACCACUCACUUCAAUGUGCCGACCGUAGACAUGUGGAUACCUACAGAACAUGAGAAAUACGGAGUCGUGCUGGCCAGUUUCCGAGGGACUGUCCAGCACGGCCUCCCGCUGGAAAUCGGAGACACGGUGCAGAUCCUGGAGAAAUGUGAAGGCUGGUACCGAGGUUUCAUCCUGAAGAACCCAAACAUCAAGGGGAUCUUUCCAUCCAGCUACAUCCACUUGAAGAAUGCCCACGUCAAGAAUAAAGGGCAAUUUGAGACGGUCAUCCCCGUGGAAGACUCUGUCAUCACGGAGAUGACCUCGACAUUGCGAGACUGGGGUGCCAUGUGGAAACAACUCUAUGUGAAGAAUGAGGGGGAUUUGUUCCAUCGACUUUGGCACGUGAUGAAUGAAAUCCUGGACCUGAGGCGGCAGGUGCUGGUGGGUCACCUGACACAUGACCGCAUGAGGGACGUCAAGCAGCACAUCACGGCGAGAUUGGACUGGGGCAACGAACAACUCUGUUUGGACCUGGUCCCCCGGCGAGACUUCAUCAUGGUGGACCCCGAUGAAAUCACCGUCACCGAGCUGUACAGACUGAUGGAACACCGGCAUCGUAAGAAGGAGACCCCCGCGCCCGCCAGCACCCAUCACUUGUUUGUCCAUGUGAAGAGUCUGAUGAGUGCAAAUCUGGGCGAAGAGCUUGAAGUCUUCUUCCACAUUUACGAUGGACGGGAGAACCGGCCCCUCAGUGAAAGGUUCUUUGUCAAGCUGAAUAAGAGCGGGUUGCCCAAGUCGCCCGACAAGACGGAAAGACAAUGCACGCUGUUUGUGGAUUUGGGAAGCAGCGAUCUACGAAAAGAUGUCUACAUCGUUGUGCACAUCAUACGAAUAGGGAGAAUGGGAGCAGGGGAGAAGAAGAAUCUGUGCAGCGUCCAGUACAGGAGGCCGUUUGGCUGUGCUGUCGUCAGCAUCGCCGAUCUCCUCACCGCUGACUCCAAGGAUGACCACCUGCUCAAGGUCUAUGCCUGCAACACAGAGAGCGAGUGGCACCAGACCCACGAGAACUUAAUCAAAAAGGCGAAUUCCCGGUACAGCCUAUCGGGCUCCAACACCGGUCUAGCAGUGGGUCUCCAGCUCCUCCACGGGGAUAUAGAGCAGCUGAGACGGGAGUACAUGGUCCUCUUCACGCGGGGUGUGUCCAUCACCAGGAAACUGGGCUUCUCUGACGUCAUCAUGCCAGGAGAGAUGAGGAAUGACCUUUACAUCACGCUGGAGAAAGGCGAGUUUGAGAAGGGCGGGAAAAGCGUCGCCAGGAACGUAGAGAUCACCGUCUACGUGCUGGAUAUCGACGGACAGAUCCUCAAGAGUCACGUGGCGGCCGGCGCCGGUGAGCCCGGUGGCGAUGCGUACCACUCCUUGGUGCUGUACCACAACAACAGCCCGCGCUGGGCGGAGCAGAUCAAGCUGCCGAUCCCCGUCGACAUGUUCCGCGGGUCACACGUCAGGUUUGAGUUCCGGCACUGCUCCACUAAAGACAAGGGAGAGAAGAAACUGUUUGGCUACUCCUUUGUUCCUCUGAUGCAGGAGGACGGCAGGACUCUGCCAGAUGGCACCCAUGAGCUCAUUAUCCAUAAGUGUGAGGAGAACACCAGCUUGGCAGACUGUCCGCGCUACCUGAAGAUGCCGUUCUCCAAGGCCAACCUCCCGUCCAACAACCAGACUCUGAAAGGCCCCAAGGAGUCUUUCUGGAUCACCAGUUUCCUCUGCUCCACCAAGCUCACGCAGAACGGAGACAUGCUGGACCUGUUGAAGUGGCGAACCCACCCCGAAAGGAUCAACGACAGCCUCUCUAAGCUGAAGGAGAUCGACGGCUCGGAGAUCGUCAAAUUUCUACAGGACACCCUGGACACGCUCUUUGGUAUUCUGGAUGAAAGCUCCCAGAGAUACGGGCUCAAGGUGUUUGAUUCCCUGGUCCAUAUCAUCAACUUGCUCCAGGACAGCAAAUUCCAGCAUUUCAAGCCCGUCAUGGACACCUACAUCGAGAGCCACUUUGCCGGAGCGUUGUCCUACAGGGACCUGAUCAAAGUGCUGAAGUGGUACAUGGACCGCAUUGUUGACGCCGAGCAUCAGGAUCACAUACAACAGGUGCUCAAGGCCAGCGAGUACAUCUUCAAGUACAUCAUCCAGUCUCGCCGGCUCUUCUCAUUGGCCACAGGAGGCCAGAAUGAGGAGGAGUUCCGAGUCUGCAUCCACGAGCUCUUCAUGUCCAUCCGCUUCUUCCUCUCGCAGGAAAACAAAAGCACCAGUCCGAUUGCCCAAACACAGGCGGUGUUCCUGCGGACGUUCCCGGCAGUUUACGGCGAGCUGUUGAAGGUCUUCACGGUGCGCGAGGUGGCCGGCUUCGUCAGGGAGACGCUGGGCAGCCUGCCCACCACCGUCCACUCCGACUGCCUGGAGGCCGUCAAGCUGCAGUGCAUCACCAAGACGGUGGAGAGCCAGCUCUACAUCAACCCAGAGUCGCGGUGCAUCCUGUUGCCGGUGGUGCUCCGUGUCCUUCAGGCCCACAUGCAGGAGCAGAGUGAACUGGUCAUGUGCGCUCGCAUCCUCACCAGCAUGCUGUCGCUCAUCAAGAAGGAGGAGAACGGCACCGUGGAGCCGGCGGUCUCAGAAGAGGUGGAGCUAAUUGUUGAGAACCUGCUGGGAGUUUUACUGAGAACCAUCCUGGAAAUUAGCAACCGACCCCAGCCUACUGGACCUGCCAUGAGACUACAGUUCCAGGAUGUCACGGGGGAGUUUGUGGCAUGUUUGCUCGCCCUUCUGCGACAGAUGAGUGACAGACACUACCAGCAGCUGCUGCAGGCAUUCAGCAACAAGGACAACCUGAGGGACUUUCUUCUUCAGCUCUUCACUGUCUUCAGGAUCCUAAUCCGACCAGAAAUGUUUUCUAAGGACUGGACCGUCAUGCGGUUGGUCACCAACAAUGUCAUCAUCACUACUGUCCUCUACCUUUCUGACGCUCUGAGGAAGAACUUCCUCAACGACAAGUUUGACUACAAGCUGUGGGACUCGUACUUCUAUCUGUCUGUAAUAUUUAUCAACCAGCCGUGUCUUCAGCUGGAGUCCUUCUCUCCCUCCAAGAGGAAGAAGACCCUGGAAAAGUAUGGAGACAUGAGGGUGAUGAUGGGCUGUGAGAUCUUCAGCAUGUGGCAGAAUUUAGGGGAACACAAGUUGAACUUCAUCCCAGCGAUGAUCGGUCCAUUCCUGGAGGUGACGCUGGUGCCUCAGCCUGAUCUGAGGAAUGUCAUGAUCCCCAUCUUCCAUGACAUGAUGGACUGGGAGCAGAGACGCAGUGGCAACUUCAAACAGGUGGAGGCCAAGCUGAUCGACAAGCUGGACAGCCUGAUGUCUGAGGGCAAAGGAGACGAGACGUACCGGGAGCUCUUCAACAGCAUAAUUCCUCUGUUUGGUCCGUACCCUAGCCUGCUGAAGAAAAUCGAGAGAGAGACCUGGAGGGAGAGUGGCAUCUCUCUGAUCGCUACCGUCACUCGCUUAAUGGAGCGGCUGCUGGACUACAGGGAUUGUAUGAAACUGGGAGAAGUGGAUGGAAAAAAGAUUGGAUGUACUGUCAGUCUACUGAACUUCUACAAAACUGAGCUCAACAAAGAGGAGAUGUACAUCCGCUACAUUCACAAACUGUACGACCUGCACUUUAAAGCACAAAACUACACGGAGGCAUCAUACACCCUGCUGCUGUACGAUGAGUUACUGGAGUGGUCAGAAAGGCCGCUCAGAGAGUUCCUGAACUACCCCAUGCAGAGCGAGUGGCAGAGAAAGGAGUAUCUGCACCUCACUAUCGUGCAGAACUUCGACAGGGGGAAGUGUUGGGAGAAUGGCAUCAUCCUGUGCAGAGAGCUGGCGGACCAAUAUGAGUCCUACUACGACUACAGGAACUUGAGCAAGAUGAGGAUGAUGGAAGCCUCCCUCUACGACAAGAUCAUGGACCAGCAAAGACUAGAACCUGAAUUUUUCCGAUUGGGCUUCUAUGGAAAGAAGUUUCCUUUCUUCUUACGGAAUAAAGAGUUUGUGUGCCGCGGCCAUGACUACGAGAGGCUGGAGGCUUUCCAGCAGCGGAUGCUCAACGAGUUUCCCCACGCCAUCGCCAUGCAGCACGUCAACCAGCCGGACCAGACCAUCUACCAGGCGGACGCGCAGUACCUGCAGAUCUACGCUGUCACGCCCAUCCCAGAGAGUCAGGAUGUGCUGCAGAGAGACGGAGUGCCUGACAACAUCAAAAACUUCUACAAGUUCAAUCACAUCUGGAGGUUCAGAUAUGACCGACCCUUCCACAAGGGCACCAAAGACAAAGAGAAUGAAUUCAAGAGCCUGUGGGUGGAGAGGACGACGCUGACUCUGGUCCAGAGUCUUCCCGGCAUCUCCCGCUGGUUCGAAGUGGAUAAGAGGGAGCUGGUGGAGGUGAGCCCGCUGGAGAACGCCAUCGAGGUGAUCGAGAACAAGAACUUGCAGUUACGCACACUGAUCACUCAGUGUCAGAGCCGGCAGAUGCAGAACAUCAACCCGCUCACCAUGUGCCUCAACGGGGUCAUCGACGCCGCUGUCAAUGGAGGGCUGGCCCGCUACCAGGAGGCCUUCUUCGUGAAGGACUACAUUAUGAAUCACCCCGAGGACGGAGAGAAGAUCGGGCGACUGAGGGAACUCAUGUUUGAACAGGCGCACAUCCUGGAGUACGGCCUCGCUGUGCAUGAGAAGUUUGUUCCCCAGGAUAUGCGACCUCUCCACAAGAAGUUAGUGGACCAGUUCCAUCUGAUGAAAUCCAGUCUCGGCAUACAGGAGUUUCCGGCUUAUGUGCGUGCAAGCCCGGUGCACUUCACCAACGGGAGCCCGCGAACAUGCAGCAGGAACUCUGUGCCCAACAUCAUCAGCCCAGACGGUGGCAGAGGUGUUGCCAGGCGGAGCCUCCCCAGCUACCCUGCGGUGAACCGCUACUCCUCGUCCUCUCUGUCGUCUCAGGCCUCCAACGAAGUCAGUAACAUCACGGGGCAAUCGGAGAGUUCGGAUGAAGUCUUCAACAUGCAGCCCAGUCCGUCUACCUCAAGCCUCAGCUCCAACCAUUCUGCCUCGCCCAAUGUCACCAGCUCAGCCCCUUCCAGUGCCAGAGGUUCACCCCAGAUGGCAGAGAAGCACAAGCAUUCCAGAGAAAAUACCUGCCUGUCUCCACGAGACCGACCGGUCAGCGCCAUCUUCCCCAACCCGAUGGACCCGUCACAGAGAGCUGCUCCUCAUCAGAUAGGUGACGCCACUUUACCGAGGAGUGACCCCAACCUGUCGGCGCCGGACAAAGUGCGACCCACGCCCAGUAGCUGGAGCCUAGACAGUGUCAAAGAGGGCGCCCCAUCCUUCUCUGACUCUUUUGGCAAAAUGCUAUGCCCUCCUGUACCUCCUAGGCCACCGUACUCAGGCUCCUCGGCUAAAAACACGAGGUCGCAGUCUCCCGUCUCCACGUCCAGAUCGCCGCAAAAGACCACAGUGCCCCCGUUCACCCCGUCGCCCACCGAGUGCCAGUCCUCCAGCCUGGUCUCCAACUCCCCCGUCCUCUCGGGCAGCUACAGCAGCGGCAUCUCGUCCCUCAGCCGCUGCAGCGUGUCGGAAGCUUCUGGCACCGAGCUGCCCGCCGGCGACCACCUGCACCACCACGCGCUGCCCCCCCCCAACACCUUGCCAAACUCCAUCUCCAGCAGCUCGGACGAGCCCAUCCGCAGAGAGAAUAAGACGCCUCCCCCCUACAGCGUGUACGAGAGGAACAACCCCCGCAGGCCUGUGCCGCUGCCCCACAGUCUCUCCAUCCCCCCACCGACGGACCCCCCGGCCCUCCCACCCAAGCCUCACCAGCUCCGCACUGGCAGCAUGAAGCUGGACGGGACCUCUGACCCUCGAGUCCCCAGACCAAGGCCUCUGCCCAGGAAGGUGUCCCAGCUAUAGGUGCUGGUUUCGGGUCCAGGUCUGGAGAAGAAACACACUGGCGUAUUUUGCACUUUUCUACUGGGCACUCACUUGUUUUUUUGGGAUCUUCAGUUUGGCAUUCCUGACCUACACUCCAAUAAAAGACACGGGCCUCUAGAUUAACAGGCAGUCAAAAAAAAGACUGACGAAACGGUCAAAUAUUGAACGUUUCUGUUUGUAUUUGCUAGAGGGCAUUGCGUUGGCUCUGGCUUGGUCGUUCUGCACUUUUAGCUCCAGCGUGUAUGACAGGUCACCACGGUCAGUCAUCACAUAUGUUUACCAGAACACUCGAAAAACACAGUUUUGAUAGAUGUAAUAAUCUCAAAUAUAUUGGUAUAUAUGAGAAUUGUUUUUGCCUUAAGUAUUGGAAACAGAGUCUUUUAUCCGUGAGUCUUGCACGUUUUUUUUUUUUUAACGACUCGUAUACAUUUGUAUACUAUAUGGCUAAAAAGGUGCUAGAGGCCUCGAGUAUGCAUUUCAGUGAAGUGUAGUAGAAACGGGUGUGUUCCCAUAGUCAUAUCCACACACAAAUUUAACAAUGUAAAACCGCUAAAUGAAAGAGGAAAAAAAGCUGUUAUUUCUGCCAGAUGAAAAAUGUCAUUUUAAUGCAGUGAUUUAAAUAAGUUUGGCAAAGAUAACUUCAGCACAGUAAUGGGAGCAAUUUUGACUCCACGUUGUUUAACUCCACACGGUCAUAUGUAAAUCAGAAAACGAGAGAGGUUUUUGCCGUGGGACGUUGCCAUCAGCACCACUCUUCUGCCCUUCUCCCAAGAAUGAUAAAUCAGCCUUUCACACUUACCAAAAAAAUUGCCCUCAUUUACAAUAAAAUCAUGAGCCUGGACCAAACACGAGGGCGAACGCUGGUGCAAUUGCAUGCUUAGAACUUUGCCUUUGACCAUUUAGAUGAACACACCCUAUCCCUCCUGCAUGAUGGACAUGACAACAGAUCUUAGGGGGUGCGCCAAGUAUUUUGCCAAAGGAAAAUGUACAAUGUGCUGUAAAGAAACUUUUGUUAAACUGGAUCGGAAAGUUUUAAGAGCCAAUUUUGAUUUCACAAAAAGUGAUUUCACCCCCCCCCCCCAAAAAAAAUCCUAAUUAAACUGUUAUGUAUUGAUAGGAUGUAAUUUGAGACGAGCACAAACGACUUCAGCGUCUGUAUUUUGACUGUUUUUAGAAGCAGUCAUUGGAUCAGAGUUUCACUCUCGGCUGCAACCUCAAAACACUCGAGGACUGACACUCUAUUGAAGAAAUAUUUACAAACUAAUCAUUGUUAAAUAUUUGUACAGUUGAGAUUUACUUUGUGUUGAUUCAAAAGAUGGACGUGAGUUGACUGCACUUUGAAUAGUUGCGCGGUUCGACCACAUUGCGUUGCUGCAGUGAAGUACGUUUUCUGUGGCAUUUCACAUUGUGUUUGUAAAAUAGGACGUUUUGGCGUAAAAAUAUUCAUCGAGCGUAAAUGCUGGGCACCAUUUUAAUUUGGGGGGGGGUGGAGGGGGGCUUUGAUAUUGUUUAUAUGUUUCAUUUUUUGUAUUGUUAAUUUACUUUUUUUGAUUUGUUGUGAAUCUUUGAGAUUAAAUAUUCACAUUAAUCAGUACUUGAGAACCUGUAAAUGAUAUGAGAUUAAUGUAAGUAUGCCAAAUAUAAAAUGUGUGUAUUACAAUUAAUGUAAAUAUUGUGUUUUUAACAAAAUGUAGCUAUAACAAUUUACAGCUUUGAAUGAAAUGUUGAAGCAAGCAAAUUAUUAUUAUAAAUGUUCAAACUUUUAUGGUUUUGUGAGUGUAGAAAAACGUAAGGUCAUGCAUAAUGACACCUAACACAUUUACAAGUUCAAUAAACUGCCCUAUGUAAUACAAAUGGACUGAUCGGCAGAUUUCUGUGAUGAGACCUUAGAGAUGUGUGACAUGGAAUCCGUCUUCUUUUAUGAGGUAUUGAGGUUUCUCUCCCAUCACUGCAGACGUCAUGUGACACGAUGCACCCCGAGGUGUCACUGCCACGGCCACACCCUGGUUCACCUUCUACUCCGGAAAGGAGAAGGGGAAGAAGGACUCACAGUUGUUGGCGGGAACCAUUUUCAGAAUGGUUUAUUUUAAAAUGUUCCCAACUUGCUCAGACCGUUUCUUUGUGUUUCCUUGAGAUAAACUGAAAGAGAUGUCUGCAGAUUAGAUGGUACAUCCAUGAGAUUCACUCACUGAUCAUUAAGACUCGAGGUAACGGGUCAUUAGGGACAGAUCCCCACCUGCUGGCUUAAAAAGUGUACCGUAUUUUUUGCACUAUAGGGCGCACUAGAUUAUAAGGCGCACUGUCAAUGAAUGGUCUAUUUUCGAUCUUUUUUCAUAUAUAAAGCGCACCGGAAUAUAAGGCGCAUUAAGCGGAAAAAAAACAGUCAGACAAGUCAGUCGAUCAAACUUUAUUAAACGCGUUCACAAUAAUUCUCAACAUUAUUCAAACGUUAAUGAGCGUAUUCACAAUAACUACCAACCUUAUUCAGUUGUAUUUUGGGAUCCUUAUACACACACUGUAAUAUUAUGGUGAAGCACAGUAUUGUAACGGACUGAGGGAAAGGUUAUGUCCGGAUGUAAGUGAACGUCUCACGAGCUGGUAGCUGUGAGGCGGGUCUGUGAUUGGACAGCGAGUGAUGUUGUUGUGUGUGUGUUGUGUUCCGCGGGUUCGGAGCGGAGCUAUGACCCGGAGCAGACGUGAAGCUGGUUUUGAGGUUUCACGGCGGUUUGUUGUCGUUUUGGCGUAGGCUACGGCCAACAGUAGCUUGUUCUAUGUUCCUUGAAUAAACACCCUAUAAGCCA
Pseudoliparis swirei is the source of this 8837-nucleotide messenger RNA. RefSeq names its product dedicator of cytokinesis 4b (gene dock4b). Gene Ontology annotation, biological process: cell chemotaxis; small GTPase-mediated signal transduction. Bases 67 to 6015 code for a protein of 1982 amino acids. Lineage: Eukaryota; Metazoa; Chordata; Actinopteri; Perciformes; Liparidae. Gene Ontology annotation, molecular function: small GTPase binding; GTPase activator activity; guanyl-nucleotide exchange factor activity. The record is from RefSeq and is a predicted model, not a curated record. Gene Ontology annotation, cellular component: plasma membrane; cytoplasm. The transcript has 53 exons.